GGGCCGUUUCUCGGCGGGUCCCUGGCGGCGAGCGCGGACGGCCCGGAGGCGGCGGUUCUGAGCUGGCAGGCGGAGGGUUGUCUCCCGCGCCCGCCUGCCGGGCUCGGUCCGAGGAUGCGGGGGGGCGAUGCCCGGGGCCAGGGACGCGCUCUGUCACCAGGCGCUGCAGCUGCUGGCCGAGCUCUGUGCCCGCGGGGCCCUGGAGCACGACAGCUGCCAGGAUUUCAUCUACCACCUGCGGGACCGCGCCAGACCCCGGCUCCGAGACCCAGAUAUCUCAGUGAGCCUGCUGACCCUUGUGGUCACCGCCUGUGGCCUCGCCCUCUUUGGCGUGUCUCUCUUCGUGUCUUGGAAACUCUGCUGGGUUCCGUGGCGAGAACGAGGCCUGUUCUCUGGUAGCAAAGACAACAACCAGGAGCCUCUUAACUACAUGGACACAGAGACCAACGAGCAGGAGAACAGCGAGGGCUUCCUAGACCCUCCCACCCCUUGUCCAGACUCCUCCAUGAAGAUCAGCCACACCUCCCCUGACAUUCCCCUCUCGACCCAGACAGGGGACCGGGAGAACUGUGCCCAUGGCGUCCGCGUACAGCGCCAAGUCACGGAGCCAACAACCUCAUCAGCUCGGCAUAAUUCAAUCCGAAGACAACUCAACCUGUCAAACCCAGACUUCAAUAUCCAACAGCUUCAAAAACAGGAACAGUUGACUGGAAUUGGUCGAAUUAAACCGGAGUUAUAUAAGCAGAGGUCAUUGGAUAAUGAGGAUGGGAAGAGGAGUAACAGCAAAGCCUGUGGGAAGCUGAACUUCAUUUUAAAAUAUGACUGUGACUUAGAGCAACUCAUAGUGAAGAUUCACAAAGCUGUCAAUUUGCCCGCCAAGGACUUUUCUGGGACAUCAGAUCCUUAUGUCAAGAUCUAUUUGCUUCCCGAUCGGAAAACAAAACACCAGACUAAAGUUCACAGAAAGACCCUGAACCCUGUGUUUGAUGAAGUGUUUUUGUUUCCGGUUCCCUACAAUGACCUUGUAGCUCGGAAGCUUCACUUCUCUGUCUAUGACUUUGACAGGUUCUCUCGCCAUGACUUAAUCGGCCAAGUGGUGGUGGAUCACUUCUUAGACUUGGCUGAUUUCCCCAGGGAGUGCAUCCUUUGGAAGGACAUCGAAUAUGUCACCAAUGACAACGUGGAUCUUGGAGAGCUGAUGUUUUCCCUCUGCUAUCUUCCCACGGCUGGCAGGCUGACCAUUACCAUUAUAAAAGCAAGGAAUUUAAAGGCAAUGGACAUAACGGGAGCAUCAGAUCCCUACGUGAAAGUCUCAUUGAUGUCUGAUGGCAGACGAUUGAAGAAGAGGAAAACGUCCACCAAGAGGAACACUCUGAACCCUGUUUACAACGAAGCCAUAGUCUUUGACGUCCCUCCCGAGAAUAUUGACCAAAUCUACUUGUCCAUAGCGGUCAUGGACUACGACCGUGUAGGUCACAAUGAGAUCAUCGGCGUGUGUCAAGUAGGCAACGAAGCCGAGAGGCUGGGCAGAGACCACUGGAGUGAGAUGUUGUCGUAUCCGCGCAAGCCCAUUGCACACUGGCAUUCCCUGGUGGAGAAACGAUGACUGUGGGUAAGAGGACCACUUAUGCCAAGAACACAGUAGGACAACCAUCUUACAAAGAUCUUCAGUAACUUUUCCCAUCCAACAACAUCUAGACGACGCCAGUGACCAAAUAUUCAGCUGUAACCACAGCAGUAACUGGCCCUCUUUCCAGAUUGGGUUUGCUGAACGUGAACAGUCCAGCUGUCUUCAGGUGGCCUAAGGUGGUAUGCUGUAGGGGAAGCACAUCUCUUCUGGCCAAGAAUUGAGAUUGGACUAUGGAAGAAAGCACCUGAUACAGUGAGAGUACUCAGAGUACCUAAAGGACUCUUAAUGAUUAACAUAAGGCCCUUGGUGAUGGGGUCUUAGCAGCUGCCCUGGCAAUGUCACUCUGACAUGACGUUAUUUGCUCGAAGGCCCUGGAAGGACAGAAUAUUUGCAGAUCUAUCCAGGUGCUAAAUAGGAAGCAGUUCUAAUUCACACUGGACGACCACUGAGCUAAUAGUUGUCUCCAGAAAAUAAUUUCACCCAAGAGGUACUCCAGCUUUGCAAGGAAUAGCCCCAGGAGAGUAAUAGGAUAAACAAGCUGUUACCCUGGAGAAAAUCGAGUACAAAGAGGUCUAGUUCACAGCAAAUGCUCUGCCUACUCCCAUGUACAUGGCAGUGAGUACCAGUUGAUCAUGGCCCUCUCUUCUGCUAAACCCAGAUGUGAGGAGUCAGAAUCCCCAACACUGUUUUCAAGAUGGCCAGUAGCCACUUCCCUUCAACUGGUGUUGGCAAUGAGAAUGAAAGUUCAUUGUCAUCCCUGUUAGAGAGGCAUACAUCUCAGUGGCAUAGGCAUUCUGGAAUACCUUUCCCAGGUACAUUUGUCCACUGAGGGAACAGCCUCAGAAACAGAAGUACCAUUGAGUGAGCUGAGUUCCUGGAGAGAUGAUACGGCUGGCCCCUGAUUCAAGGCACAACUUUUGGGCCUUCUUGGCCUGAGUGCCUUUUGGGGUAUUUCCAUGUGCAACAGCCCAGAGGCAUAGCCUUGGGCAGCCACCGAUAGGUUUCCUUUCACUUCUGGACACAUGCAUCACUUUCACAGCACUUGGGGAAUGGAAAUACCUGCAGGAGUGAAGGUCAAGGGCUCUCCCCGGGUAUCACAUUCAUUACUCAGCUUCCUUUGUGACCACAUCAGCCAACCCACUGCCAGCUGUGUUCUUCAUCCUCAUUGCUUCUGCCUCCAUACAAAUGAAACUAAAGGCCUCAGCAUGUCCUGGGGGUGGUAUUGUUACCUCUCUCUCCCAUUAUAGGUGUAAGGUGCCCCGUCCGUACAUUUGCACCAUUUCUCCAAGACAGCAUUUCCCUUUCAUACAAUCGCUUUGCAGCAGAAUCCAGAGUUGGACUGUAGUUUACCGUCCUGGGAAGCUCAUUUAUCUUCAUUUGAAUUAACACUUCCAUGUGGGACUAACUGGGUGGAAGCACAAUCAUUGCAGGUCUUCAGAAAGUUCUUAUUGCCACAGCUACCCAGUACAAGAAACUACCCCAAUGUCAGACCUUAAAGGGAUGGAGACCUUUGGUUGUAUGAGGCAGUGUUACAAUAUUCCAGCUUCAUGUGUUCCCCAGCCUGCCUAAUCCAUUUCCAUCUCUGACUGGCUUUCAACCUCCAGGAUGCAAAGGGAACCCAAGGUUCUGCCUAUGUCUUUGACAUGAGAAGAAUUCAGCCUUCCUUGCCCAAGGUUCCCUCUGCCUAUUCCUCUGCAUUCAGACAUCUUCCAUCAUACCAGUGUUUAGAACCAAAGCAUGAAGGACUAGUGCCAGCAGGAUAAAUAUUAUCUCUUGAUCCAGGCGGGUGAGCCCAGAAGGAUGGUCCCAGAGAAACCAGACUGGCCCCAGUAGAUAUCAGGCAGCCAUCCCAAUAAACUUUGACUUGUCCUUGGCACUGGGAGCCUGGGUAGGAGAUCCUGGGGCAGCUGUGCCUAUUGUUCCCCAGGCUAAGAUCUUCCUGCCUAGAGAAGUAGCAGCCCUGGGGUACUUACGAGUAUGCUACUGGCUUGUUGUUAUGAAACAGAAGGUGGCUUUGUAGGGGCCAGCAGGCAAAGUGAGGCAGGCAGGUGGCUUGUGCUGGAGAGCUUUUAACAGUCCAGCUGUGGCCAGAGGCUGGUUAUAAAUUUGAACUCCUUGAGCCCAUCUGCAACUCUGCCUCUGUUCUUUUGCCUUCUGUUUGGUUUCCCUUUAGUUUCCUAGUAAAUAUUCCUUUUGAAAAAUU
Molecule: messenger RNA, 3833 nt
Organism: Lagenorhynchus albirostris (white-beaked dolphin)
Lineage: Eukaryota; Metazoa; Chordata; Mammalia; Artiodactyla; Delphinidae
Gene: SYT9
Product: synaptotagmin 9
Exons: 7
Coding region: 128-1606 (492 amino acids)
Biological process (GO): cellular response to calcium ion; calcium-ion regulated exocytosis; regulation of dopamine secretion
Cellular component (GO): dense core granule; membrane
Molecular function (GO): phosphatidylserine binding; calcium-dependent phospholipid binding; SNARE binding
Source: RefSeq, a predicted model, not a curated record